Pogonomyrmex barbatus (red harvester ant) is the source of this 1461-nucleotide messenger RNA. RefSeq names its product CUE domain-containing protein 1. Gene Ontology annotation, molecular function: ubiquitin binding. The record is from RefSeq and is a predicted model, not a curated record. NCBI's taxonomy places the organism in Eukaryota, Metazoa, Arthropoda, Insecta, Hymenoptera, Formicidae.
GCGUGAACUAUAGAUUUUCAGUACUAGCAGUUAAUUUUUGGAACAUAGCCUACAUUUUCACACUACUAAUGUUACCUAGUGCUGGUGCAUGCUAUUCAUGCAUAGAUUCUGCUAAUUUCCUUAAAUUUUAUUUUUAUAUGUUAUUUGAUUUUGAUAUAGGCUUCUGAUUUAAAAAUCUAGUGCCAGCUCUAAUCAAGAAAAGGAGAUAUUUCUGAUGUUUUUGAUAUGCUGUUUGUACGAUGACAUAACUUGGCAUCAGUACUUCGAACUCUGCGCGCAUAUUUGAAUUAACUGUGUGAAAAACAAUGACAUGCUAAUUAUGUCGAUUGACGUGCCAAAGAACAACAAUGUAGACCUGACGUGCACAGGCAUGAGCAACACUCCCGUAACUAUCACGUCUUGAAGAUCAUUAGCAGUCUUGUUACUCCAAAUACUUUACAAUGGCCUCUGCCACUGAACAGCAGCAACAGCAGACAACACUGGAAUUUUAUCAAGCAAUGACUGACUUCAAAAAUAUGUUUCCACAAAUGGAUGAUGAUGUGAUAGAGGCUGUACUGAGAUCGAAUCAGGGAGCUGUAGAUACUACAAUUGAUCAGUUGCUCACUAUGAGUACUGAUAAUGAGAAUGAGAAAAUCAGAAGCGAGUUGGAACAGAAAGAAGAGCUUCCAACUGCUACAAAAUCUAAGAAAGACUCCAGUAAAUUGUCAAAAAACAUAUAUAAAUGGCAACCUCCCUUAUUAGGACCAUUGCCGGACACUUUUCUGAGACUUCCUUACCAAAUGUCAGAUGAUGGUAUCGACUCAACGUAUUUGCAAGAGAACUCUAUGCUGGAAGAUGAGAGAAUUGCUAUGUUUCUACAAAAUGAAGAGUUUAUGGCAGAACUUCGUUGGAAUGAGGAUUUUCUUUCUACAUUAGAACAUGAUUCGAAGCUAGAAAAGUGCAGCAGUCAAGCUGGUCAUGACGAUGAAGAUCUAAUUUAAAGAAAGAUUAGAAAAAUAUGGGACAAAUUAUCUCGACGUAAAUUCGCGCAACUUACGAAAGUGUUCACUCGUAGUAAGAAACGCGGCGGCAGACAACUGUUACCACCGGCGGCUUCUUGUGAUGAUCUCCUGGACCCGGAAGAAUCAUCCAAACCACAAUUAUAAGACGAGAUCUACAUCUAUAAUUCUGUUGAGAUUUUGUUAUUUGUGAUGUGUUAUUUGUAUUUGUCUCUUACCAUGAGGAUAGCAAAAUUAAAUGAGAUUUGUAGUUUAAUGUAAUUUAGAUAUGUCUCGGAAACAAGCAUAUCUAUGCUGUUUCUUGUGAGAAACAGGAUAACUGCAUCGGAAUCAUAUAAGAUAUAAGUUAAUUAGCGAUUCAGAUUUCUACAUCCUUCAACAACUGUUAAUUAGUCACAGAGAUAAUGAAAUUUCAAGGUUGUGGAUGUGAAGAUGUAUUAAUGAGGAAGCGAAAGAUCAGCAA